Corvus hawaiiensis (hawaiian crow) is the source of this 13562-nucleotide messenger RNA. It is a transcript of the gene CCDC88A, whose product is annotated as coiled-coil domain containing 88A. Gene Ontology annotation, biological process: cytoplasmic microtubule organization; cytoskeleton-dependent intracellular transport. Lineage: Eukaryota; Metazoa; Chordata; Aves; Passeriformes; Corvidae. Gene Ontology annotation, cellular component: cytoplasm; centrosome. The coding region runs from base 763 to 7056 and encodes 2097 amino acids. The transcript has 34 exons. The record is from RefSeq and is a predicted model, not a curated record. Gene Ontology annotation, molecular function: dynein light intermediate chain binding; microtubule binding.
GCGCUCCGGGAACGGCGAGGGGAGAGCGGAGAGCGGAGCCUGAGGGGAGCGGCCAGCGCGGGGGAAGGGCGAGGCUGCAGGGCCGGGCGGCGUGUGCUGGUCCUGCCGCUCUCUGGCGUCGUAGUUUAGUGGAAAAGGGAAGGGAUAGAAAAGGGAACUGAUUUAAAAUAGCCCCCGAUCCCUCCGGGGGCCGGUUCCCUGUCGGUGCCAUUGCACCGGGGGGCAGCGGGGCUCUGGUGCAGCCGCAGCCCGGGGGGCUUGGCUGCGAGCGGGGCGGGGGUCGCUGCCCUCGCUGCUCCCCUCGCCCGGGGUUGGGGCUUUUUGUGUGGGGAAGGGGCAGGAUGAGCUUGCGGAGUUUCGCUGGAAUCCUUCCUUUCUGCGGCGCUGCCGCUGCUGAAGCAGAUCUUUCCUUCCUCUCUUUUUUUUUUGUCUGAUGCAGAAUCUCAGUAGCUAGGCAGCCUCCCUCUUUUCUUUCCUUCCUUCCUUCCUUCCACCCCUUCGCUAUGUAGGAAGGGAGAGGCAUCAAUGGAAAGGCUGAAAAUCGCGUAGAUGGACUUUCAGAUGCAUUUUUUCUUGAAAGAGGAAGAUAAAUCCCGCUUGCCAGCGCACUGACUUUUGUUGCUAUUGCAUCGCUCGGUAAAAAUGGGGUUCACUCACUCCAGCUGAAUCCUUGGAGCAUUCCGGAGAGUUGCUGCAGUGAAGGACUUACCUUUAUUUUUUGCGUCAGAGGAGCUGCAUUGAUGUUAACCAUUUUUUUGUAAAAUGGAGAACGAGAUCUUCACACCCCUUCUGGAGCAGUUCAUGUCGAGCCCUCUUGUCACCUGGGUGAAGACAUUCGGACCGCUAGCUGGAGGAAAUGGGACCAACCUGGAGGAAUAUGUAGCACUGGUGGAUGGAGUGCAUCUGAACGAAGUCAUGCUGCAAAUCAAUCCAAAGUCUGCUAAUCAGAGGAUAAACAAAAAAGUAAACAAUGAUGCAUCAUUAAGGAUUCAAAAUUUGUCUAUUUUGGUGAAACAAAUAAAAACUUACUAUCAGGAGACUUUGCAGCAGCUGAUCAUGAUGUCUUUGCCAAAUGUGCUAAUAAUUGGCAAGAAUCCUUUUUCUGAACCAGGUACUGAAGAAGUAAAAAAGCUCCUCCUGCUUUUGCUUGGUUGUGCAGUUCAGUGUCAGAAAAAAGAAGAAUUUAUUGAAAGAAUCCAAAGUCUGGAUUUUGAUACCAGAGCAGCUGUUGCAGCCCAUAUUCAGGAGGUAACUCAUAAUCAGGAAAAUGUGUUUGACCUGCAGUGGAUGGAUGUCAUUGUGCUGACACAAGAGUAUGUUGAACCUCUCCUGAAAAAUAUGGCAUUGCAUUUAAAAAGACUUAUAGAUGAAAGAGAUGAGCACUCAGAGACCAUCAUUGAGCUGUCAGAGGAGCGGGACUGUCUCCGUUUCCUGCCUCACGCGUCGGCGGCGCAGUCCCCGUGCGGCUCCCCCGGCAUGAAGCGCACGGAGAGCCGGCAGCACCUGAGCGUGGAGCUCGCUGACGCCAAGGCCAAGAUCAGGAGGCUUAGGCAGGAGCUUGAGGAAAAGACUGAGCAGCUGCUUGACUGUAAACAAGAACUGGAACAGAUGGAAGCUGAACUGAAGAGACUUCAGCAAGAGAACAUGAACCUGCUGUCGGAUGCCCGCUCUGCCAGGGUGUACAGGGAUGAGCUGGACGCGCUCCGGGAGAAGGCGAUCCGAGUGGACAAGCUGGAGAGUGAAGUCAGCCGCUACAAGGAGAGGCUCCAUGACAUUGAGUUCUACAAAGCCAGGGUGGAGGAGUUAAAGGAGGACAAUCAAGUGUUGCUAGAAACCAAGACAAUGUUGGAAGAUCAAUUAGAGGGGACACGAGCCCGUUCGGAUAAACUGCACGAGUUAGAAAAAGAGAAUUUACAGCUAAAAGCUAAAUUGCAUGAUAUGGAGAUGGAGCGUGAUAUGGACAGAAAGAAGAUUGAGGAGCUCAUGGAGGAAAAUAUGACCCUAGAAAUGGCUCAGAAACAAAGUAUGGAUGAGUCUUUGCAUCUUGGCUGGGAGCUUGAGCAGAUAAAUAGGACUACUGAACUUUCUGAAGUGCCCCAGAAAUCACUAGGCCAUGAGGUGAAUGAGCUGACAUCCAGCAGGUUACUGAAGCUGGAAAUGGAAAACCAAAGUUUGCUGAAGACUGUGGAAGAACUGCAAAGUGCAGUGGGCUCUGUGGAAGGCAGCAGUUCAAGGAUUCUGAAAAUGGAAAAAGAAAACCAAAGACUUAGCAAGAAGCUUGAAGAGCUGGAGAAUGAAAUUAGCCAAGAGAAACAAAGUCUUCAGAACAGUCAAAAUCAGAGUAAAGAUUUGAUGAAAGAAAAAGCACAGCUUGAAAAGACACUUGAAGCACUUCGAGAGAACUCCGAGAGACAAAUUAAACUCUUGGAACAAGAAAAUGAACACUUGAAUCAAACUGUGGCUUCUCUAAGGCAGCGCUCCCAAAUCAGUGCUGAGGCAAGAAUGAAAGAAAUUGAAAAGGAAAAUAAAAUCCUUCAUGAGUCUAUCAAAGAGACCAGCAGUAAGUUAAAUAAGAUUGAAUUUGAAAAAAAACAAAUCAGGAAAGAACUGGAACACUACAAAGAGAAAGGGGAGAGGGCGGAAGAAUUAGAGAACGAGCUGCAUCGUCUGGAGAAGGAAAAUGAGUUAUUACAGAAAAAAAUCACCAACCUAAAUAUCACUUGUGAGAAGAUCGAGGCCUUAGAACAAGAGAACUCUGAGCUGGAGACGGAGAACAGAAAGCUGAAAAAAACCUUGGAUAGCCUGAAAAACCUCACUUUUCAGUUAGAAUCCUUAGAAAAGGAGAAUUCCCAACUCGAUGAAGAAAAUUUAGAGUUACGAAGGACAAUUGAAUCCUUGAAGUGUACAAGCAUUAAAGUGGCACAGUUACAAUUAGAAAAUAAGGAGCUGGAGAGUGAAAAGGAGCAACUCAAAAAAAGCCUUGAACUGAUGAAAGCCUCUUUUAAGAAGACUGAACGCUUGGAAGUCAGUUACCAAGGCCUGGACACAGAAAACCAAAGGCUACAGAAAGCCCUGGAAAACAGCAAUAAGAAGAUUCAGCAAUUAGAGAGUGAAUUACAGGAUUUAGAGUCUGAAAAUCAGACCCUGCAAAAGAACUUGGAAGAGUUAAAAAUCUCUAGUAAGCGCCUGGAGCAGUUGGAAAAGGAGAAUAAGUUGUUAGAACAAGAGACUUCUCAACUGGAAAAGGAUAAGAAACAGCUGGAAAAGGAAAACAAAAGGCUUCGACAGCAAGCAGAAAUUAAAGAUAGUACCUUAGAGGAAAAUAAUGUAAAAAUCAGUAAUCUGGAGAGGGAAAAUAAAUCUCUGUUUAAAGAAAUUGUUGUAUACAAAGAGUCGUGUCUGCGCCUGAAAGAACUGGAAAAGGAAAACAAGGAGCUGGUGAAAAGAGCAACCAUUGAUAAGAAAACCCUGGUCACUUUGAGAGAGGACUUAGUGAAUGAGAAAUUGAAGACUCAACAGAUGAACAAUGAUCUAGAAAAACUGGCCCACGAGCUUGAAAAAAUUGGCUUGAACAAGGAGCGUCUCCUGCACGAUGAGCAGAGCAGUGAUGACAGUAGGUACAAGCUUUUGGAGUCCAAAUUAGAGUCCACGCUCAAGAAGUCUCUGGAAAUAAAAGAAGAAAAAAUUGCUGCUUUGGAGGCUCGUUUGGAAGAAUCAACAAAUCUAAACCAGCAGCUGCGUCAGGAACUGAAAACAGUGAAGAAGAACUAUGAAGCUCUCAAGCAAAGACAAGAAGAGGAAAGGAUGGUUCAGAAUUCUCCUCCAAGAAGCGGAGAAGAAAAUCAGUCUGUCAAUAAGUGGGAGAAGGAAAAUCAGGAGACUACUAGAGAAUUAUUGAAAGUUAAAGAUAGAUUAAUCGAGGUGGAAAGGAAUAACGCGACGCUGCAGGCGGAGAAGCAGGCGCUGAAAACGCAGCUCAAGCAGCUCGAGACACAGAACAACAACCUGCAGGCCCAGAUCCUGGCCCUGCAGAGACAGACUGUGUCCCUGCAGGAGCAAAACACAACUCUGCAAACUCAGAAUGCCAAGCUGCAGGUUGAGAAUUCCACGCUGAAUUCCCAGAGCACCUCGCUGAUGAACCAGAACGCGCAGCUGCUGAUCCAGCAGUCGGCCCUGGAGAACGAGAACGAGUGCGUGCUGAAGGAGCGCGAGGACCUCAAGGGGCUCUACGAGGCCCUGCUCAAGGACCACGAGCGCCUGGAGCAGCUGCACGAGCGCCAGGCAGCCGAGUACGAGUCCCUCAUCGCCAAGCACGGCAGCCUCAAGUCUGCUCACAAAAACCUGGAGGUGGAGCACAAGGACUUGGAGGAUAGGUACAAUCAACUGCUGAAACAGAAGGUGCAGCUGGAAGAACUGGAGAAAGUUCUCAAGACAGAGCAGGACAAAAUGCUGCAGCAAAGUGAGAAACAUGAAACUGUGGCAGCAGAAUAUAAAAAGCUUCGGGAUGAAAAUGAAAGGCUCACUCACACGUACAGUCAGCUCCUGAGGGAAAAUGAAGUACUCCAGACUGACCACAAGAAUCUGAAAACAUUAUUGAACAAUUCCAAACUGGAACAAACACGGUUGGAAGCCGAGUUUUCCAAACUCAAAGAACAGUACCAGCAACUGGAUAUUACAUCAACAAAACUAAAUAAUCAGUGUGAGCUGCUCAGCCAGCUUAAAGGAAACCUGGAGGAGGAGAACAGACACCUGCUGGAUCAAAUCCAAACUUUAAUGCUGCAGAACAGAACACUACUGGAGCAAAACAUGGAAAGCAAGGAUCUCUUCCAUGUGGAGCAAAGGCAAUACAUUGACAAACUAAAUGAAUUGAGGCGCCAGAAGGAGAAACUGGAGGAGAAGAUAAUGGAUCAGUAUAAAUUUUAUGAGCCAUCUCCACCACGAAGAAGGGGCAACUGGAUCACCCUGAAGAUGAGGAAGCUGAUCAAGUCCAAGAAGGACGGGAACCGCGAGCGCCUCAAGUCAGUGACGCUGACGCCCACGCGCUCCGAGUCCAGCGAGGGAUUCCUGCAGCUGCCCCACCAGGACAGCCAGGACAGCUCCUCCGUGGGCUCCAACUCCCUGGAGGACGGGCAGACCCUGGGCACCAAAAAGAGUAGUAUGGGUGCACUGAAAAGACUGCCCUUUUUGAGGAACAGACCGAAGGAAAAAGACAAAAUGAAGGCCUUCUACCGUCGCUCCAUGUGUGGACAGUUUUCUCGAGUUUGGGGAAGUGAAGCCAUGAAUGACCUGGUGCAGUCCAUGGUCCUGGCAGGAGGACAAUGGACAGGUAGUUCUGAGCAUCUGGAGGGUCCUGAUGAUAUAUCCACGGGUAAAAGGAGGAAGGAAUUGGGAGCUAUGGCCUUCUCUACUACAGCUAUCAACUUUGCCACUGUCAACUCCUCCACAGGCUUCAGAUCCAAGCAGUUGCUAAAUAAUAAAGAUACUACAUCCUUUGAAGAUGUAAGUCCACAAGGUAUUAGUGAUGAUUCUAGUACAGGAUCGAGAGUUCAUGGAGUACAGGACUUUAUCUGUGCAGAUGCUCUUGCUCCUCCUGUCCAUGGCAUUCCAGCCCUGUGCAGGGUUCCCUGUCAGAUCUGUUUGCCCUUUUCCAAAGUGUCCUCUUGGACUGCCUGGAAAUUCCUUCGCUUUCUGAUCUCUUCCAGACCAGCCAGCCUUGAUAGUGGCAGGACAUCCACUAGCAAUAGCAAUAACAAUGCUUCACUCCAUGAAGUCAAAGCAGGUGCAGUGAACAGCCAGAGCAGGCCCCAGAGCCACAGCAGUGGGGAGUUCAGCCUGCUCCACGAGCACGAGGCCUGGUCCAGCAGCAGCAGCAGCCCCAUCCAGUACCUGAGGGGGCACACCAGGUCUAGCCCUGUGCUCCAGCACAGGAUGCCCGAGACGCCAGAGAGUCGUGGGAAACAGACCAAAACGGGCUCCCCUGGAAGUGAAGUUGUCACCCUGCAGCAGUUCCUGGAAGAAAGCAACAAGAGUAACUCCAGUGAGAUGAAAUCUGCAAGUGAAGAGAACCUUUUAGAUGAAGUGAUGAGAAGCUUGUCCGAGUCUGCGGAGCUGGCAGGGAGGGAGAAGCUCCGAAAGCAGCCAGCAGCUGGCUGUGGGAUUGUGAGAUCCCUGAGUGUCAGAAACACAGUUGAUUUCUCAGAUGGACGAUCCCUUAAACCAGAACAGCUGGUAAGGCCUAGCCUUCGGAAGACUGAAGAUCUCUACUUCAGUAGCUCUCCAAUCAAAUUCACCCCCGGCGCCCAGGGGAAGGCCAGGUCCGUGAAAGAAAAGAUCCAAGCAACUGUGACCCAGCGACAAUCCAGGGACUGCAAUCCCUACGCCACCUUACCUCGUGCCAGCAGCGUGAUUUCCACGGCAGAAGGGACCACCCGAAGGACAAGCAUCCAUGAUUUUUUGUCUAAGGACAGUAGGCCGCCCGUGUCCGUGGAUGCAGCCCCGGCCCCCGCUGACAGGAGUGCUCCGCCCACCUCCAGUGAGUACUCGGCACUCCGGGUGUCCUCUCCUUGUGUUCACUGUGUGCCUGCCAGGGGGGAGCGUGGCCCGCAGGGCGAGGCAGCUCCCUCACUCACAGCACGUAAUUUAGGAGGUAACUCUGAGUUUCCCAAGCCGGCCAGGAUGGAAAGGCCGGGUUGUCGUGAGAGGACUUUGCCGAGCGCGAGUGUGUUCUGGGAUAAAGCCAGCGGAUCUGGGAAUGGCAGCGCAGGGUCCUUCACUGCACCCCAGCCGUUCUUAUCCCUCAACACCGAGUUAGUCAGCAAUAUCAGUGGAUUGCCCCCAAGAUCCACCUCCAAAGCAGCCAAUCAGGCAAACGUGUCGGCAUCUAGGUCAGUGCCGAGGAGCCAAGAACAGCCUUGUGCUGCUCAGAAGGCUCAGGGUGACCCGCGGGCAGCUCUGACCGGGGACCCUGUCCCUGCCCCCGGCCCUGGCGAGGCCCAGUCCCCACUGCUGGUCUCGGAAGAUAACCAGACCCUGUGGUAUGAGUAUGGCUGUGUAUGAAAGAAGGCCAUGUUAUUAAAUCUGUAUAAGCCUAACGUGCCGUAGAGGUGUUCUCCAUGUCCACUGGAUGACAGAGAAAACUUCCCUACAAUGAAGGAAUCAUUCCUGGUUGAUCCGCGGGUGGUCGUUCCCUGCGGAUGGCGGCUGUGGACUGUGGCAUGUUUGAAUGUGGAAUUGUAACCCCACCAAAGUCUGCAUGAAACAUUAAUUGCACUGUGUAUAUUUUGCAUGCCUUUAUAAUACGAGCUAUAUUUUUAUUUGUCACGCAUUGCAAAUAUUUUGGUGUUUUCCUGUUGGUUACUGCUGCAUGUUAAACCAAGCGCAUGCCCGGAACGGCGCAGGGAACAGCAUUCCUGGGACAAGGACAGCACUGGCACUGGUGCUCAAGCUCUCAGAGCUAUCAGCAACGCAAUUGAGUAUCUACUUGCAGGGAAAAAACCCUUUUUUCCCCCCUCCUUUCAAAUAUGAGGCGCUAAUGGAAAGAAGUGUUUGGGACAUCUCAGUGUCUUCUUACCCUUUUCAUUUAUGCCGUGUUGUGGCAUAAAUGCACAAGGAACAAGUGCCCAAUAAUCCCAAUAAUCCAGUGCCUCUGGUUUGCACAGCAAAUAUUAAUUACUGUCCAUACAGAGCAAUAAACAGACCAUUCAUAAUCCUAAACAGAAAUGAUCAUUCUUACAAAGAGGUGAUAAAUAGUCACGAUACGCAGCACUUGUCAUGAAAAAAUUACCUUUUCCACCUUUUCCCUUUGGUCUGCUUUGUCAUUCCACAUCGUGGGUACAACUGCAGUGAAGUGUCUGGUUUUAUCAGGGGUCAAAUAACAGGCUCCUUGUGAUGUAUAGCAAUAAAAACCUGUCUUGAGUAUGGUGGAAAUUAAUUUUUUCUUCUCAACGGAAGUAACACUGAUAUAAUAGAAAACAAAUGGUGCAGCAAAAUAACAGGGGAAAAAAAGUGAAAUUAACACAGUUAAAUAAAAGAAAAAGAACAAAGUUGCUUGCAAGGUUAUGGGAGGAUAUGAAUACGUCAGCAAAUAACUCCUUAAAUUCCAGACAAGCUGCUAAAGACAGAUGUUGAAUAGUAAUUACUUGAUGUGCCAGUGUUUCUGCAAGUGCUUGAAACUUUGCAAUGGUAAAUUUAAACAGUUUAAAAUUGUAUCAGAUUUAAGCUAUAAUUACAUGAGGCUUUAGGCAUGAGCAUUUCUUUGCAAGAAGGCAUUGGUUAUGCCAGUUGUGGGAGCUAAAAUACGUUAUAAAAAUUUUAAAUGACAGUAUAGCUAGAGGGAAAAUAUUUAAAAUUGAAAAUAAAUAUUGAAAACAACAAAUGUCACAUUCGGAUUUUUACAACUGAAUUUAUUCUGCCAGCAGUUUUGUGGCAGUCACAGAACUACUGCGUGGGCUGAACUCUUAAUUCCUUAGUGCUUAAUUAGGGAGGGGCAGUGAAUCCAUAGUUCCCCAAGAAAGAGCAGCAGAUAUCCCGUGUGGGAAUCUGGAAGGGCUCUGUUUUAUAAGGGAUAAGAAGCCCUGCAUUUCAGGAACAAGGGGAGGAUAUUCAAUGUCUGUGGAGAGUAAAAUGACUGUUUCAGGAUGUGACACAGGCCUUCCCCAGGUCUGCACCACUCGUUGGUAUUGGGCUGAUAAAUCUCUCACUUCUCCUAGUGCUGGGCACAGCAAGCAGUCGGUUAUUGCUAUGUUCCCUCUGGAACUGCCUCAGCAGCAGAAGAAUGAGAAAUCUGAUACACAGAAUCUUAAUUUCACACACAUUUCCUCUGACAGAGCGAGAUCAGUGUUCUGGUCUUGGCUCAUGCCAUUUGACUUCACUCCCGUUCGUCUGUAGCUGUGUUGGGAUUAGGUGGGAGGUGAAGAGCGCUGGUAUCCCAAGCAAAGUGCUUCAAGUUAUUUAAGCAAUUACAAUCCUAGCUCUGAGUAGUACAAAGUAGCACAGGUGAGUUAGUACAAACUCGCCCUGUGCUGACAGGGUCUGGCUUUUCUUACCUUUCUGCAGAGAUGCUGAUCAGAGCACGGUGUGUAGCUGCUUUAGAUCGACUCUGGUUGCAGAAGUCAGAGCAGCUCUCGGGUGUGCUGUUACCUCCUCGACUUGCUUAGGUCCUUAGACAGUCACACCUACAAAAACUGCCAGUGUUGUCCCCAGCUUCCCUCUUAAACCCCAAGGGCUUCGGAAUGACCGAGCAUGAGUGUCCUGGAGCACUAGUGUCUCCAGUCUGCUGGAGUUGGAGACCAACCUUGUCCAGCUCAAGCCACUCUGCUUUGGUUUGUAAAUUUGGAUUGAAUUGCAUUUCAGUUCUGAGGAUAAUAACUUGUUUUGCUCCACUGAGUUGGGCAGCAGCAGAAGCAUUCUGCAAGAGAGUGUUUAAUGGCUCUGAAUAAUGGCUUAUCAACAUUUGUUUGUUACAUGUGAAAGAAAGAAAAUGUUUUCAUGGUCGAAGGAUCUUUUUUUCCUCCGCUCUUUGGUCCUUAACAAGAAGUUCAUGGAUGUCUAUCUAUGUUCAAACAGUGGAAGGUUCCAUGGAAUUCUUUUCAUUCCCAAUCCCUGCUGCUCCUCAGCCAUGUGCAUGGCAGGCUGUGAAACACACGGAGCCCUUGCUCAUUCCUUGGUCCCUGCUGCCUUGGGCAGUGCUCAGUUAGGACUCUGCAUGGUACUGGUAAACACUAAAUACGUGGCUGCUGCCCAGAAAGGUUUUGUUGUUCAGGCUCAGCCGUUUGCUCACAGUUGAGGUUUGCUUGGCUCAGGGUUUGCUUGAUGCUUUGCUUUCAGUGACUGGUGAAUUCAGAUGCUGCAUUUUGCAUGUUCAAGCUGUUGCAUGCAAAGACAGUUUUGUGGUUUGUGGAACUGAAUGUGAACGUUUGUUGGUGUGCAGCAAGUCAAAAUACAAAGAAGGAAGUUCUCUGCUAGGGUCAGUCAGCUGUGAUUGCACCUCAUUAUUACUUUGUCUUUCCACACAUGCAGAAAGGUAGGGUUGGUGACAUGUAUCUGACUGUGGCUUUAGGAAUAACACCUAGCUGUUCUAAAUGCUGAGAUGAAUGUCAGUGAGUGUAGCUAAGCAGGCACUUGCAGUGAGUUUCUUCUGUCCCUCUCCUCUGUCCUUUCCUCUUAAAAACAACCAGAAAGUGUUUAUAUAUCCUUUUGCUCUCCUAAUGAGUAGAAUGUGUUUUAAUGCAUGAGGGGUUUUUUUCAUGUCCUGAUAAACACAAUGAAUAACCUGAAAUGCUUUUCUCUGCAGAUGUGGAAGCUAUCCCAGAAAGCAGAAAUUCAAAAAGCAGGUCUAGGGAGCAACAAAGCUCCUAAUUCUAUUACCCACUACCUGAGCUGUGGGCCAAGUGGUGAGUUUCCUGCCCAACCUGUAAAUGAGAUGAAUUUCAUUUACAACAAACUAACAGCAUUCCAUCUCAGCCCCAGAGCACACUGCAUUAACCAGAUGUAAAUCCUGCUUGCUUACCUGGCUUCUCUCUCGCUCACUCACUAGGCCGGGGCCGGUGGCUCUCCAGAGCUUCUUCCAGAGGCAGGGAACCUUGUCCUGCUUAGCCCUUUGCCUGUAAAAAUGACACUUCUAUUUUUUCAAUCUCCUGAAGAAGAAAGUGCAGAGAAAUCCCAUUAAGAAAUAAUACUGAAGGCAGUUUUUAGACAGGGACAGGUAAAUCUGAAAAGAAUUGUUGAACAAAACUCAAGAGUAUUCAGUACCCCACAGAAUCUGCCUUUUUAUAAAGCUUGUUUUUGGUGUUCUGUCCUCCUCUUGACUUCCCUGAGCCCCUUUGGUGCAUGCUGUUAGUGCUGUUAGUGACUGAACUCUGUGUGUUGUGCCUCUACACCUGAAGCUUUUUCUUACAUUCUUUUCUCUUUCUGCCUUUCGACUGAACACAGAGAGAAAAGUGUCCUUCAGUAUCUCAGUGUGAAGCCUUUUUAUCUGAAGUAACAAGACAGCGACUGUAGGAAUCAUUAAUAAAAAUUAAGGGAAUUUUGUACAUUCUUCGUGACUAGAGCAGGCAAGAAAUAAAAACCUACCUACCUACCUUCCUUCCUUCCUUGAAUCAAGGAGCUCUACUGGAGUCUACUGCCGAAAAUGUGUAGAUGGUCUUAGGAAUUAUUGCACAUUGCACUGUUAAGAUCUACUGAAUAAAGGACAGUUCUCAUCUCCCUAAGGACCAAGGAUUUUAAGGUCUCAAGAAUUACUCCAGGGAAAAAAAAACAAAACAAUACUUCUUUCAUCUUCUGUUUUUGAAAUUAGCCACUGAUUUGCUUAAGCUUCUGCUAAUACUAGCCAAAAACCCCCAUACCUAGCAGUUUCUAUUUGCGUCUGUAAAUCUGAAGGAAAUGCUGUAGAAUUUUGUUGAAAAGGACUGUAUAUACAGAUACAAAAACCUCACAGCUACUGGCACUUCACUGCCUUAUUUGGUUAGCAUAAUCUGCAUGAAAUUGCUCUUAAGAAAGUUUAUGCUGAUUUUUGUUGCAUACUGCAAGAGAAAAAUUUGUUUACAUCCAUGGAAAAGCUUGGUAACUAACAGAAGUGGGAGUCAUGGGAUAAUGGUAUUAUAGAGACAUUGUUUGUCCUUUGUGUUUUUCACAUUCCCGAGUUACUCUGCAUAUGUAUGUUCAGAUGUUUCUGACAGGAAAUUGUCGGGUAUGGUUUUUCUGUAACUUUUAUUUUAAUAUAAGGCUGUUUUCCACAAAUGCCAUUUCCAGGAUAAGACUGUCCUACGAUGUUUGUGUAUUGACUAAUUUUUUUUUUUUUUUUUACUGUUUGUCUUUUGACAUGAGCUGAUUGUGGCUUAGGAGGUUUCUUGAUGGCAAAAAGAAAUGUAAAUAAUAUCAUAUGCAUUUUACAAUCAGUUCCCUUUAAGGUUAUCUUUUACUAGAUACAUUUUGUUCAUUAUUGAUUUAUAUUAAAGUCAACAAAUGUUAUUGGUACAGUUGGUGGUUGCAUAUAUUUGUCUGGAAAGAUUUGCAGCGAGCUCAGAGGAAGUGGACAGGAACUGAGACCCAAAACGAGUUGUUCUAUUUUAUUAAAGCCAUUAAGCACAUUCCUAUUCCUCAUGUAAAGGGUUGAGUUCCCUGUGUCACCUCCAAGCAUCCAGCAGGCAGGUGCUUAAUGUCACCUGCAGCUUCCUCAGUGAAGGUGAGCCCCACUGCUGAAGGCUGUUCAACAGAUUCAAAAGCAUGAAAUCUUGUCAAAAAGGGCAAAAAAGAGGCAUGCUCAAUAAGCUUUAGAAGGGGAAAUUUUCUGUUUGUUUUCUUUAAAAUGAGUUUCUUCUGAAAAAUCUUUGUGAUAAAAUGGGCUAAAAGAUCUAUACUAAGGGCAUAGCGGCUAUGACAGACAAUUCAAAGGCCAUGAAGAUUAGGAAAAUCUCUCUUAACUCUAAAUGAUGGCAUGUUCAAGCUCAUUUCAGGGCCUGUGCCUGGGUUCUCCUCACUCUGCUGACAGAGGACUGAUGCAGCUCAAACCCCCCAACCAGAACCAUUCGUCCCCUUACUGUUACAGGAAAAUGCAUGGCUUGAACCAAGAGAUUGAAACUGCAGUGCCAAAUGCUGCCUGUGCUGCCAGGAUCCGAGCAGGUGGCUGUGUCUGGGGACACUGUCACUGUCAGGACUCUGGCACACACCCCCAUGUGAGGCACGUGUGACUGCCCUCACCACACCUCGAUGUGUCAUUUCCAUCACACAGGGAUCCCCUCCCGUUCCACUGGCCAGCUCAGCUCUUCUCAACUUGUCCACGUUGCUUUGCAGGGAAGUUCCAUGGCAUUUGAGCAGUCAGGUGGCUCUCUGUGCUCUGCUCAUUCCGCUCUUCUUCCUUUCUUAAGCUUCCCAGUUUGUGUCCCUAAAGUAAAACAAAAAAGCAAAUUUAACUUGGGAGCAGCUUCACAGUUCCUGAUACUCCCAGUCCCAGGGAAGCACAUGGCAGCUGUGGGACUGUGUGCACAGGAGCACACACACCCCCUUUGUACCCCAGGAAUCCCAAACCCAUCACUGCCAGUUCCAGGUUACAAAGGAGGUUCUCAUGCCAUCCAAUGUGUACGUUUUAUUUACUUUUCUGGUAGUCUCUGAGGAUUUAGUAACAUUCCCAACACGUACGAUUAUGAUUAUUGUUGUUGUUAUUAUUAUUAUGAUGAUUUCUAAACUUUGUCCAGGACAUGAUGCAGCCUAACAAAGGAGCUCAUGUGUGAUUUUUAGGGGUAGCUGAUGAUGUAUAUGUAAAUAAUGCUUUGAUAUUAAUAAAACUGCCUUAAAGGAAUGUACCUAGGUGUGAAACAGAACUUAAAAAGCUCUUAUUUAAAACUGUAAUUUCCUUUACAUAUUGAUUUUUUUAAUGUUUACCAUUGUAUACAUUUAUUAAUGAUGUUAUUAAAAUGCCAAACCAAAUAAUUUUUAUUCUUAUUUUGUGUGUGUAUAUUUAUACACACUUUUUCUGGAAACUGAUGUUACUGGAAGGGUAUUGGUGUCGUGGUGAUGUGUGCAGUGAGUAUUUCUUCUGGAAGGAAACUGAUAAAACUGUAGCAGAA